This is a messenger RNA of Chelonoidis abingdonii (Abingdon island giant tortoise), 503 nucleotides long. RefSeq names its product ubiquinol-cytochrome c reductase complex assembly factor 2 (gene UQCC2). Gene Ontology annotation, cellular component: mitochondrial matrix. The record is from RefSeq and is a predicted model, not a curated record. Gene Ontology annotation, biological process: mitochondrial respiratory chain complex III assembly. Lineage: Eukaryota; Metazoa; Chordata; Testudines; Testudinidae.
UAAUUGUCUCUGGGCAGGCGCGCGUGGGCCCCAGUCGCAAGAUGGCGGCCACCCGCUACCGGCGGUUUCUGAAGCUCUGCGAGGAGUGGCUGGUGGAGGAGACCAAGCGGGGCCGGGACCUGGGCGCCUUCCUGCGGCAGCGGGUGGCCCAGGCCUUCCGGGAGGGGGAGAGCACCCAGAUUGCUGACCCUGCAAACUGUGACCAAAUGUAUGAGAGUUUAGUCAGAAUCCACACCAAUUUCUAUAAAAACAAGUAUCCACGCCUAAAAGAUACGAGCUUCACUGGAGUGACAGUGGAAGAAUGCAAGCUGAUCCUAGCAACAGAUAGCGGGAAAGAGAUGGAGGAAAUGAAAAAAGGUAAAUGGAAAAAACUGCGAGAGAAGUUCUCUAUCAAGAAUACUGAAGAGGACUCAAAGUUAUAACCUCUCUCCCCAGCUGCCCACUGUACAUAUUCCUAAAGCACUGUAUAUUGCCAUGAUGAAUAAAGCCAUUCAUUCCUCUUA